Coccomyxa subellipsoidea C-169 is the source of this 1320-nucleotide messenger RNA. RefSeq lists its product as hypothetical. Lineage: Eukaryota; Viridiplantae; Chlorophyta; Trebouxiophyceae; Coccomyxaceae. The coding region runs from base 1 to 1320 and encodes 439 amino acids. Gene Ontology annotation, biological process: regulation of DNA-templated transcription. Gene Ontology annotation, molecular function: DNA-binding transcription factor activity. The transcript has 9 exons. The record is from RefSeq and is a predicted model, not a curated record.
AUGCAGGGCGACGCUUACCACGCCCGGUCGAUGAAUGCCGCAAACUUGAAAUCGGCUUUCACAGCCCCAGCCGACUUCAGGUUGGAAAGCUGCAGCCCGGAGUCCGGGCUCAGUGAACUGGAUGGAGCACUCGAGUUGGACGGCCUUGAGCUGGGCCCAGAGCUCCAGUUCCUCUUGGAGUCGCAUCUGUCCCAAUCGCCCACCCACAGCGACAGCCACUUACUCGAUUCACUGGACAAGGGGAUGUCACCAUGCACGCCAGAUGGCAUGCGCAUGGGCAGCAGAGGCGCUCAGAGCCACCCCCACGGCCCCAGGAAUGUCAUCAACAUCACAGCAUCAAGCGCGGGAGCACAUCAGCCGACGAUCAGCCUGAGCGCGUGCAGCACAGACAGCCGCACAGAGCUGGUGUCCACCACCGACAGCCACCACCCGCAACCGCGGGGGGGCCGCCCCCCGCGCCGGGCCGCCGCAGCCGCCGCGCUGGAGGCGCACCACAUCGUGGGGGGAUCCCCCGGCGCCGCCAGCGGUGGCCACCACCGCGCCGCCAGCACACCCCUCCCGCAGGCGCGGCUGGAUGACAUGGACCUGGAUGUGAACCUGGACGAUCUGCUGGACAGCGACUGCGACAAGCGCAGCGGCCAGAAGAGGCCGCGGCGGCGAGUCAUCGUCGAGACCAAGGACGCAUCUGGACGGCCCUACACCGCCGCAGAGAUCCGCCGCAUGAAACGACGGAUUACCAACAGGGAGUCUGCCCGCCGCAUGCGGCUGAAGAGGCAGGAGGAGUGGGGCAUCAUCAAGCGCCAGGCGCGGCUGAUGCGCGAGGACGUCCAGAAGAUGGGCAGCAAGGUGGCUGCGCUCCAAGCACACUGCAGCACUCUGGAAGGCGAAGCGGACCGCUGGCAGCAGCUGUGGAGGCAGGCUGCAGCUUCAAAUGCACAGCUGACUCAGCGCCUGAAAGCACAGCAUGGAGAGCACGGCCGGCCCAGCGAUGGUUAUGAGUCAACGCUGACGAGCCCAGAGCCGCCGAUGUCACACGAGGAUCUCCUCGCAGCCGGAACAGGCGCCGCUUCAAAGACCCUCCCAGGUAUGGGACGCGCACAGUCAGCGGCUGGGCCGUCACCGUUCGGCGGCGAUGUCACCGAUCCGUUCGGUUCUGCCCGCCGGGCAACAUCUGUGCCCGAGCCGGGCAGCGGACCCCUCCGCACUUCGUCUCUUCCCACUGUCGCAGGGGCUUUGGCGGCAUUGGAAGAGGAGGCGCGCCGUUUUGAGGACCGUUUCGAGGACGACGCCGCGUUCGCCACCCUCUUUGACGGCUUCUGA